AUGACCCCCUACGAGUUCUCAGUAACUGAACCAGAUUCCUGUGAUAAGGGUGAUGUGCAGCGGACACUCAUCCAAGUGGACUUUGGCGAUGGCAUUGCAGUGUCGUACGUCAACCUCAGCUCCAUGGAAGAUGGGAUCAAACACGUGUAUCAGAAUGUGGGCAUUUUCCGAGUGACCGUGCAGGUGGACAACAGUCUGGGGUCUGACAGCGCCGUCCUGUACUUACAUGUAACUUGUCCUCUGGAGCACGUGCAUCUGUCUCUUCCCUUUGUCACCACAAAAAACAAAGAGGUCAACGCUACCGCAGUACUGUGGCCCAGCCAAGUGGGCACCCUCACAUAUGUGUGGUGGUAUGGAAACAACACAGAGCCCUUGAUCACCUUAGAAGGAAGCAUAUCAUUCAAGUUCACUUCUGAAGGAAUGAAUACCAUCACAGUGCAGGUCUCGGGGAAUGCCAUCCUACAAGACACAAAGACCAUCGCUGUGUAUGAGGAAUUCAGGUCUCUUCGCUUAUCCUUUUCUCCAAACCUGGAUGACUAUAACCCGGAUAUCCCCGAGUGGAGGAGAGACAUCAGUCGGGUCAUCAAAAAGUCCUUGGUGGAAGCCACAGGGGUUCCUAGCCCACACAUCCUGGUGGCAGUACUGCCUGGCUUACCCACUGCAGCAGAGCUCUUUGUUUUGCCCUAUCAGGAUCCAACAGGGGAAAACAAAAGGUCAUUGGAGGAUCUAGAGCAGCUAUCAGAAGUACUGAUCCACAAGCUCAACCAAAACUCUGUACACUUUGAGCUAAAGCCUGGAGUCCAAGUUCUUGUCCAUGCUGCUCACUUAACAGCAGCUCCACUGGUGGACCUCACUCCAACUCACAGUGGAUCCGCCAUGCUAAUGCUACUCUCCGUGGUGUUUGUGGGGCUAGCUGUGUUUGUCAUCUACAAGUUUAAAAGGAAGAUCCCGGGGAUUAAUGUUUAUGCCCAGAUGCAGAAUGAGAAAGAACAAGAGAUGAUCAGUCCAGUCAGUCACACUGAAAGCAGGCCCAGUAUCCCUCACACUGAACUCAGGAGGCCUGGCCAGCUUAUAGAUGAGAAGGUGGAAUCACAGCUCAUAGGUAAAUGA
Messenger RNA from Castor canadensis (American beaver), 1110 nucleotides. The record is from RefSeq and is a predicted model, not a curated record. NCBI's taxonomy places the organism in Eukaryota, Metazoa, Chordata, Mammalia, Rodentia, Castoridae.